UAAACGCUUAAGUGUCCCUUUCGGAGGCUUUUAUGAGAACAUGGUUCGGUGUUUCCUGAUCCACACCGUGUGCCCGAUCAGCGCGCUGUCUGCCGGGGAGUGCCGGGUCCUGUACUCCCGGGUGUUCGGUCCGGAUGAGGCGGUUCUGUCCGAGGAGCACCGGGAGCUGAGCCCGGAGGAGAGGAGGCUGCUGCAGAAGGAGAAGGUGGCCGUGGUGGCGAGGCAGGUCCACAGCGCCGUCACUUUGUCCCGGGAGGCUUCGGGUCGACAGCCGGUGGAGAUGGUUCCGGGCGAGGAAGCUCUGGCCCUGCAGGACGCCGACAGCGGCGUGGCGAGGCUGAGGGCCGGGGACCCCUUCGACCAGGAGAUGAGCGUUCUGUGGCUCGGCGUCCAGAGUCUGGGCUUCACGCUGGUCUGCGAGCCCCACGAGAACCUGCUGCUGGCCGAGGGAACCCUGAGGAACCUGACCCGACACUGCCUGGAGCAUCUGCACAUGCUGGGAUCGGGCAGCGAGGUCCUCCUGAAGAGCAGCCGCAUCGACGUCCUGCUCAGCCGCCUGCUCCCUCACGGCCAGCUCCUCUUCCUCAACCACCGCUUCGCCCAGAGUCUGGAGAAGGAGGUAGCCGCUUACAUGGCCAAAUGAACCCGGCUGUCGCUUUCGUUGAGGUGGGGCGGGGGGGUCAAAUCUAUCAGGCCUGCAGUCAGACUUCCAGUUUGGGCUAAAUCACUAGCUAGCCGUAAGUGCUAGCUUUCAAACGAAACAAAAGCCGGCCGCUGUUUACCUUUGGUGACAUUUCUGCGUCGGAUGAAGAGCGGCGGACUACCGGGCUGCUGCUGCUGCUGCUGCUGCUGGAGAUUGCAUGAUGUGUGAACACAUAGGGAGGUAAAUAUCUCCCUCAGCCACUCGCAGCAGCUCACUGUUGGCUGUUUACUGUGUGGGAGGCUUCACUUCAAAUCCUGUUUGUCAAAUUGAAGAGUGGAAAAGGAAAAAAAAAAUGUGGCAGAUUAAAGAGUGGAGCUGAAGAGGCCAGUUAAGACCUACUUGUCAGCAUCAAAGUCUGCUAUUUAUCUGAUUCGCCGUGCUCGAAAUGUCACGGCGUGACCUUGGGCAAGCAGACUUGACCUGUUCUUUUUUUUUUUUUUUUUAAAUAAUUCUGGGAGUAUAAAUGAAUCUCAAAGUGCCUUAUUGUGACUUCUAAAAGACCUUCCUGAGGAGUAGGAGGAGGAAAUUGUUUUGUAUGAAUCAUCCCGUAGUGAAGCGAAGACACGGAACAGUCAGAGAUCAAAGUCAGACCUGUUUAAUGUCACUCUGAAAUGUCACGGUUCCCGACACAUCAAGGACAAUGGAAUAAGGCGGAAAACGACAAGACCGAUUAUAAAAGCGUGCGGGAUGAAUUCAGGGGAUGUAGAAGCAAAUCAGGAAGCGACGACAAGAACAAGUGCAACAGAAGCAUCCUGACACAACAAAUAAAAUAUGUAUACCUGUUAUCUGGUGAACAUCUGUUGUACCUCGUGCUCCCCGUUAACUCUCCCGCUCCUCCUCCUCCUGGCCUCAUAAAAGCUUCCUAAACCCCAGUUUUUGCGCUGGCAGCCGACUGCGAACCCAGAGCGGUGAUUUUUCAUUUUUUUUUUUUUUUUGUUAGGGGGAGGGCUGGUCCGUCUGGAUGCCAGCAUCAGCCGCUUUGAUCUUCUCCUUUUUCUGUAUUAAAAAUAAAACUAAUUUCUACUGUUA
This is a messenger RNA of Stegastes partitus (bicolor damselfish), 1732 nucleotides long. It is a transcript of the gene ap5s1, whose product is annotated as adaptor related protein complex 5 subunit sigma 1. The coding region runs from base 41 to 643 and encodes 200 amino acids. Gene Ontology annotation, cellular component: AP-type membrane coat adaptor complex; late endosome; lysosome. Lineage: Eukaryota; Metazoa; Chordata; Actinopteri; Pomacentridae. The record is from RefSeq and is a predicted model, not a curated record. The transcript is spliced from 3 exons. Gene Ontology annotation, biological process: double-strand break repair via homologous recombination; endosomal transport.